Sorghum bicolor (sorghum) is the source of this 558-nucleotide messenger RNA. RefSeq lists its product as uncharacterized. The transcript has a single exon. Lineage: Eukaryota; Viridiplantae; Streptophyta; Magnoliopsida; Poales; Poaceae. The record is from RefSeq and is a predicted model, not a curated record. Bases 1 to 558 code for a protein of 185 amino acids.
AUGUAUGGCUCAGUCGAUGAUCCUGUCCUUGACCUUGCCAUGGACGACGCCGACCACGACGCCCGCGCCCUCUACGUCUCCAUCGAGGCUUUGUUCCAAGCUAACAAGGAACCGCGCACCGUCGUCCUCGGCCAAGAAUUCCACAGCAUGUUCCAGGGCGACCUCUUUGUCGACGCCUAUGCCCAGAAGAUGAAGCACACUGCGGAUGCCCUAUGGGAGGUCGGGCAUCCUGCCUCCAACCCGCAGCUUGUGCUCAACCUCCUGCGUGGUCUCAACCUCCGCUUCACCAACAUCGCCGACAUCAUCACCAACACGUCGCCGCUCCCCGACUUCCGGUCCGUCACCAACAUGCUUCGUGUCAAGGAGCUACGCCUUGGCAAUGAGGGCAAGGAGGCUUCCACCUCAGCCAUUGCAGCCAGCAGCAUCUGCUCUUGCAUGUCGCCCUCCUGCCUAUCCACCUCCUCUGCCUCCAAUCGUGGCGGCGGUGGCAAGGGCAAGGGCAGUAAAGGCAAAGGAGGGCGCAGCGGUAACAGCAGCGGCGGGCGACGCAACCAGUAG